This is a messenger RNA of Frankliniella occidentalis (western flower thrips), 1838 nucleotides long. RefSeq names its product putative mediator of RNA polymerase II transcription subunit 26. The record is from RefSeq and is a predicted model, not a curated record. Lineage: Eukaryota; Metazoa; Arthropoda; Insecta; Thysanoptera; Thripidae.
AGUACGCCCGGUCGGCCCGAGAUGAGGCGGCGCCGGCAGCCGCAGCGCCCAAGUGGCCCGAGCCAGAUUCGGAGGAUGAGUUCGUGGACCGCAUCUCCAUGCUGAUGGGUCCGUCGAAGGAGGGUGGCAGAGACCUGGCCGCCCAGCGCCUGCGGCUGUCCAGGCUGAGGGAGGAGCAGGAGGAGAAGGAGAGGCAGCAGCAGAAACAGCAGCAGCAGCAGGAGGACAGCCUGCAGAAACAGCUGCAGGGGGAGCGAGCGAGCCACGAGUCACCGCAGCAGCAGCAGCAGCAGCAGGUGCGACCGCGGCCAGCGCAGGAGACCAAGGCCUCGGCCAAGGCACCGCAGCAGCAGCAGCAGAGGCCGGCGGACGACACGGAGCGGCAGAUGCAGCUCUACUGGCAAGAGGCAGCGCGGGCCGCCCUCGCCAAGCAGCAGAAGGAGGCCGUGUCUAAGGCCACGCUCGCCCGGCAGCAGGAGGCCGAGACCAAGGCGGCGCAGGAGGCGGCCAAGGCCCGGCAGGCGGAGGCCGCCAAGGCCGCCCUGUCCAAGCAGCAGGAGGUGGCCGCCCAACAGGAGGAGGCCAAGGCGCUGUACGCCAAGCAGCAGCAGGAGGAGGCCCGCCAGGCCGCGGCGGCGGCCAAGGCCAAGCAGGAGGAGGCCGUGGCCGCGGCCAAGGACGAGCAGCAGCUCGAGGACCUGGACGACGCGUACGACAUCGCGCGCGCGCUCACGCAGCAGCCGAGCGUCCCGGCCAUCGACCAGACGCUGCUCCGGACGUACAUGAGGUCCCUAGGGCCCCAGGUCGGCUCGGUGGACCAGGUCGGCCCGAUUUGGCAGCGCUACUGGGACCAGGUGCUCGCCUCGCUCAGCCAGCAGGGCCUGCAGCAACAGCAGCAGCCCGCCGUCAGCGACCUGAUCGCCGAGCUGCUCAACGACGCGGAGCGGCAGACGCAGCAGACGCAGCAGCGCCAGCGCGAGAUGCAGUGGCAGGCGCAGCAGCAGCAGCAGACGCAAGACCGGCAGCAGCAGAUGCUGCUGCAGGCGCAGCACGAGCAGAUGGACCCCAGCACGGCGCAGAAGAUGCUGCUGCAGCAGCAGCAGACGCAGCAGCAGCCACAACAGCAGCAGCAGCCGCCUUUCACAUACACCUUCCAGAAGCCCGAACAGAGCUCGAGGUUCGCCAUCAACCCCGCGGAUCCCCGCUUCUGGCAGGAAGACCCCCGCCUGCAGUACCUGGUUUCCCGGUCGGGUGGGGUGGACGGCUCGCAGCCCCAGGAGGACCAGUACGACGAGGGCUCCUCGGGGGUGCGCCAGGCGCUCAUCCGCAGCGCCUCGGGCCUCAGCAUCCCGAUGGACCUGGGCGUGUCCUCGGAGCAGCAGCCCGACCAGCCGGACGACAUGGUGGACGUCGACGAGGACCUGGGCGCAGUCGGCGACGACAUGUGGCUGCCGCAGCAGAGGCAGCAGCAGCGCCAGCAGCAGGGGUCGCGCGUGACGCCGCCGGUCGUCCCGGAGGGCAUCCGGCACCAGCCCAAGCCGACCGCGACCAGGGACAGCAGGCUGGACGACGAGAGCGGCCGGGGCUCCAACCUGUCCAACCACGACUACCCCGUGGUCAAGAAGCAGCUCACCUUCCCCAAGGACCACUGGUUCUUCGGGAUGGACGACGUCGGCAAGCUGGCCAUCUUCAUCGGCGCCAGCAUCGCCGUCUCCAGCAUGAUCCUCGGCUUCAUUGUCUGGCAAUACCGGUGAGUACCGUGUGAUCUCCAACACCCCACCUCUGAACCUCUGAACUUCACUCGGCUGCGGGCGGGGGUGGGGGUUGGGUGAGAGGUC